Molecule: messenger RNA, 2947 nt
Organism: Cydia fagiglandana
Lineage: Eukaryota; Metazoa; Arthropoda; Insecta; Lepidoptera; Tortricidae
Gene: NGR-A14
Product: neuropeptide CCHamide-2 receptor-like
Exons: 7
Coding region: 1-1242 (413 amino acids)
Biological process (GO): G protein-coupled receptor signaling pathway
Cellular component (GO): plasma membrane
Molecular function (GO): neuropeptide receptor activity
Source: RefSeq, a predicted model, not a curated record
AUGACUUCCUUAGCCCCAAACGGCACACUGCCGUCCUUAGAAGAUAACUCAACAGACAACGAAUACACGCCGUACGGCGACCGGUUGGAGACUUACCUGGUGCCCGUGAUAUUCGCCAUCAUCUUCGUGGUCGGUGUGCUGGGGAAUGGAACACUCGUCAUUGUGUACGUCAGGCAUAGGGGCAUGAGGAACGCACCGAAUACAUACAUAUUCUCCCUGGCGCUAGCAGACUUGCUAGUGAUUCUCAUCUGCGUGCCGUUCGUAUCCAUCAUUUACACGCUGGAGUCGUGGCCAUGGGGCGCGCUCAUCUGCCGCAUUUCUGAGGCAGCCAAGGAUGUCAGCAUCGGAGUGUCGGUGUUCACUCUGACAGCGCUCUCGGCGGAGCGUUACUGCGCUAUCGUCAACCCUUUUAGGAAAUUACAGCUCCGGAAGCUACCACUGGUCUGCGCAACCUUCAUAUGGGCAGCAGCGCUCAUAUUCGCCACGCCCGCCGCGGUGUUCUCCAACACGGUGACGGUGCCGAUCCACAACAACAUGUCCAUCGUGUACUGCACACCCUAUCCUCCUGGCUGGAUGAACUAUCACAAAUGGAUGACACUAGCCAAAGCCAUCAUCUACUACGGUCUCCCCCUACUGGUGAUUUCCUUCUUCUACUCCCUAAUGGCGCAGCGGUUGUUGGCCAGCACACGAGAGAUGCCGGGAGCCCUGCACGGCGGGCAGGGGGAAGCCCAGGCGAAGGCUAGGAAAUCGGUUGCUUGUAUGGUCCUCAUUUUUGUUAUAGUGUUCUUCAUUUGUUUUCUGCCAUAUCACGCCUUUGAGAUGUGGUUCUAUUUGUCCCCGACCGCUCAGAGUGACUACAAUGAUUGGACUCACGCUCUAAGGAUAAUGGGGUUCUGUUUGAGCUUCCUGAACUCAUGCGUGAACCCAGUGGCCUUGUACUGCGUGAGCGGCGUGUUCCGCCAGCACUUCAACCGUUACCUCUGCUGCCGUCGAGGCACGCUCCAUCCCACCUGCAGCUCCCGGCUCUCCAGGACUGCGGUCUGCGAGACCUCGUUCCGAAGCACGCACCGCCAUAGGUGCAAUAGGAAUCCAACAGAAAGCGUUGUGAUAUCCAACUACGACUACGGAAGCACUAAGAAGAAGACCAUCAUGAGCAGAAACAGCAGCGAUGGUGUCACCAUCAUGAGCAUCAGAGACACCAGCGACUUUCUGACCGGCGAUGACAAGUGUAUCAAUAGAUAGGUCAGAUUCCGGGACGCUUUUGAAGAAGUGUGAAAAAAAGACAAAAUUAAAUGUGCAGCUUAGUGUGAUGUGAGCUAUUUAGCAGUGUAUUAUAAAAUAGAACCUUGCUAGUUAAGGCUUACAGUGUCGUAAUGGCAUUUUAAAAAUGAACCUUGCUAGUUGAGGCUUAAGGUUGAUGUCAGAUGUGGAGUUAUCGGUAUGUGUUACUGGAGUAACACAUUUUGACGUUGUUAAUAAUGCUAAAGCGUUUUACAAAUAUGUAUAUGUAGAUAACAUAUUAUCUUAGCAAAUACGAUCAUGACAGUUUGUCAGAAUAAAUAUAUAUUUUUUAAUUAUUUCUGUUAUGAGUUAUGACCAUGAGGAGCCGCUGUCGUGAUGGCCUAAAUUUGUAAAAAAAAGGUAUAUGUAUAUUUAUUGAUAUUUUAUGUAGGUACAUAAUAUUCACCCACAUGUCUUGAGUGCAUUUGUGUUGAGUAUUGUUUUGGAACUAUGGAGAUUGUAAGCUUUGAGCUUUGAAUAUAGUUCAUCUGUGUCACUUGAAUUUAUAUUUCCAUGUUUCCAAGUUGAUUUUGGAAUCAGAGAUUUUAAGGUUAAUAACCUGCAACAGAAAAAAUAAAUAAAACAAACUUGAAAUAGAAACCAAAGCCCAAUUUACACGCCGCGAUAUCUUGAUCCAUCUAAAUGGGGCUUAAAGUCAAUGGCAAUCAAAACGACAAUGGCAAUCAAAACGAUGGGGCGAUUUGAAUUUUAUAAUCUUAUUGUUAUUAAACCGGUAUGGAUAUGGCAUUUAUAAAAGUUUCUUUUUAUUGUAAAAUUUGAAUCGUCCUCCUGGUUUUUGUGAAAAUUUCAAUACAUACGUGCAAUUUGCAAAACCUUUAUUUUGUAUUUUGCUCUGGUGACUCAAUACAUGGAUUAUGAUAGACUAAAAAUGCAAAAAUCAAAUUACAUGCACCUAUAAAAUAUUUUACAAACACAAUUAAAUAUCUUUUUGUAUGGCUGUGGAUAAAAAAAAUCUAAGAUGUAAAUUUAGAACAAUGAAUUUAAGAAUAGAAUUUUAAUGUAAGAUUACAUCAAAAAUAUGUAACAAAUCUAUUGUAAAUACAUAUUUUAAAAGACCAAAGAUCUAACAGAGAAAGUAUGAAUGUUGAUGAUUGUGUACAUUUUAUAAUAAAUAUUUAUUGUGUAAAUCUGCUUUCGAUUUGUAAUUUUUUGGCAAAGCCGAAUAAUGUCCUAGUGGUUGGUAGCUAAUACCAAAAUCAACUUUUAUACAGCAUGUUUGCAACGUCUGGCGGUGUAGCAUAAGUUGCGUUUUCGCGCGCGAGUCCAUACAUGAAGUCGCGCUUGAUGUAUGGUAUGGACUAUAUGGAGUCGCGCGCGAGAACGCAACGUCCGCUUCGGAAUCGCUUAAAAUAUGUAAUAAAUAAGCGAAAAUUAAAAACAAUAUAAUUAGUACUAUUGCGGGGUGAACUCAAGAGUAAACCUUGUUCCUUGUAUUAUUUUAGACAUCCUCAGGAAAUCUUACUUUACUCAAAGGUUUCGAAAGUACGAUUAAGAAGCAUGAAUAUGUACUAUCAAGGUUUUAUCACUCCCUUUCCUGUAACAUACCUACUUCAAUUACUAUUGUCUUUGUACAGAAAUUAUCAUGUUUAUUGUUACGAUGUAAAAAGGAUGUAAAGAAUCUUCAAAUUAAAUCGACGUCUUUGAG